AGUUGAAGAAGGACUUGCAGAGCACGAAACACUCUGCGGUCCUGUAGUGUAAACGAAAUAUACUAUCGUACUCACGUCGGAUUCACUGUCGUUUCUUCGUUCUUCAAUGGAUCGUUUGGCUAGGUCAGCUCGAGCGUGGCAUUGGUAUUGGCGUCCUUUUUCCUCUUUUCAAACCCUAACUUCUCGAUCCUUACUUCUUUCUACCCAUCCCAAAUCUGCGUCUUCUCGGUUUUCCUCUUCCGAUGUUUCGAUGUCUAGAGUCUUGCCCGAGGAUUAUUCAUGGCUUCCGGUCUUCUUUGCUGCUGCUUUUGGAUCUGGAUUGGUGGGAGAGGCUUAUGCGGAUAAUGCUACUGUGGAUGUCCAAGAAAGAGCCAAGAAGGAACGCGAGCGAAUUGAGGCGUUGAUUAGAAGUAGAGGAAUUCGAUACGGUUCUUAUCGUUCAUUCUCUGUUGCCGUUAAAGGCCAAAAGGUUGGUACACAUUGUUAUCCAGCAAUUUGAGAGCGAUUGCA
Messenger RNA from Vigna radiata var. radiata (mung bean), 510 nucleotides. RefSeq lists its product as uncharacterized. The coding region runs from base 107 to 499 and encodes 130 amino acids. The transcript is spliced from 2 exons. NCBI's taxonomy places the organism in Eukaryota, Viridiplantae, Streptophyta, Magnoliopsida, Fabales, Fabaceae. The record is from RefSeq and is a predicted model, not a curated record.